AUGGGAGCUGGCUCCUACGUACGUUACAGCUCACACUCCUCCUACGUUUCAACGGCUCACGUGACUGCUACGUUCACGUAUCUACGAGUCGUAGUACAGCGAUGUCGUGUUAUCGGCCUAGCCAGGGUAGCAGCCAGGGUAGCAGCUAGCGGCACUGAAUUAUUGAAUGUGUCGUUCUAUACGCACAGUUCAUGCUCUCUGGCGCGAAUAGACAGCGGGCCUACAGGGGUAGCUUUCAUGCAGGGGAGGUUGCUAGAGCGAUCUCUAGUUGUUCUCGCUUCCGAGGAAGCUGCUAUGUGA
Lindgomyces ingoldianus is the source of this 300-nucleotide messenger RNA. RefSeq lists its product as uncharacterized. NCBI's taxonomy places the organism in Eukaryota, Fungi, Ascomycota, Dothideomycetes, Pleosporales, Lindgomycetaceae. The coding region runs from base 1 to 300 and encodes 99 amino acids. The transcript is spliced from 4 exons. The record is from RefSeq and is a predicted model, not a curated record.